Mobula hypostoma (lesser devil ray) is the source of this 2043-nucleotide messenger RNA. RefSeq names its product spermatogenesis-associated protein 16-like. Lineage: Eukaryota; Metazoa; Chordata; Chondrichthyes; Myliobatiformes; Myliobatidae. Gene Ontology annotation, cellular component: Golgi apparatus. The transcript has 11 exons. Gene Ontology annotation, biological process: spermatogenesis. Gene Ontology annotation, molecular function: protein binding. The coding region runs from base 1 to 2043 and encodes 680 amino acids. The record is from RefSeq and is a predicted model, not a curated record.
AUGGCGGGCUCAGACCUUGCUUUAGUUCAGACUAGUGCUGACGUAAUGGCGGUGGGACUGCCAGCGUCUAUUGGUGCCCCAGGUGAGGUGGGCCCAAAGCCUGUCCAUACUGUCAGGGAGGAGGAGAAGGGAGCCCAGCAGGCUGGGUCACAAGCUGAGUUGCCCGCAGUUGCUAGCAGAGAUCUCAGAGACAGGGUUCUAUCGUUUCAGAGGAAUGAGGGGAAAGAGUGCUCGGAUUUGGAAAUUAGUCCCUGUCCCCCAGUGAAGAGUGAGGAUUCUGAGUUGGCAUCAGCCCUCACCAUCCUGGUAUCUCAACAGCACUUUGAGGUGAAGCAUAAAUUCACGUGCACCUCUGCUAACCUUGCCUCUUGCAUUUGGUGUUCUCCAUGUAGCCCUCUCUACACUGGUGAGGUCAAGUAUCAAUGGUUGGAUAUGGCUUCUACAAUUCUGAAAUUUUCAGAUGGAAAUCAGAACACUCUCAAUACUAAAACUGCAGAAGAAUCAGGUGCUAUUAAUUUAUCUCAGAAUAAUACUUUGGAUGAUGAAGAGGAUCUUCCAAUACCUUCUACUGGGAAUGACAAAGCUUGUAACAAUAAACCAGAAUCCUAUUUGAAUCAGAGGAUGACACAUACAAGAAAAGUCAAGCUAAAGAGAAAGAGUACCUUGGACAGUUUAGGGAUCAAAAGAAAAUUGGAAAAUGAGGAAAAAUCCAUCAACAAAAAAGAACCAAAAAUAGUUGAACAUCAGAAUCCACCAAUCAUUCACUCACUUAGUCGUGUACCCUUAAAAAGUGUAAUGGAUGUCGAAAUGAAAUUGGUUUAUGUUGAUGAACAACAAAUAAUGUAUGAAUUUGUAGAAUCCCUAGAAUGCAGAAGUGCUCAGUCAGCAUGUGAAGUCACCAAAUCAGGAGAAUCUAUAAAUUCCUGUGCUUUAAAUUUGGCACCUCAGAUGGAUAAAUGGCUUGCCAAAGCUUUAAAGGAUGCAAGCUUUUACUAUCACCAGAAGAAGUAUUCAGUAGCAGCAGGACGAUUCAAAACAGCACUAGAGCUUUGUAGCAAAGGUGCUGUUCUGGGAAACCCGUUCUAUGCAUCCUAUGAAAAGAUUUCGAGCAUUGCCAGUUUCAUCGAAACCAAACUUGUAACUUGUUAUCUGCGUAUGAGGAGACCAGACCUAGCUCUUAAUCAUGCUCACAGGAGCAUUUUACUGAAUCCAAUUAACUUCCGUAAUCACCUUCGUCAAGCUACAGUCUUCCGUUGUUUGGAACGAUAUACUGAAGCUGCAAGAAGUGCUAUGAUUGCUGAUUACAUUUAUUGGCUACAUGGAGCAAAGGAACAGAACAUCAGCAAACACGUCAAGCUAUACUGGCAGGCAAUGUUGGAAGAAGGUAUCACACAAGCUGAAACAUUUUCAGUUAUGUACACACCAAUUGCAGUGAAACCAACUGCGGUACAAAUAGAAAAAAUAAAAGAGGUUUUCAGGAAUAAACAUCCUUCUUAUACCAGCUACCUUUAUGCAGAUCCUGGUACAAAUCAUAUCCUGCCUCAGACUGUUGACUGGUCUGAGGCCUUCACACAGCAUUACAUGCUAUUACUUGGUUUCAAGAAUCCAGAGGAUGGAAACUUUUUGGAAAAGAUCAUAAGUAGAAGGUCACCAACAUUCACAGAAUCUAGAACACCAUUUUGGUCACUUACUGUAAAAGAAGUUGAGAAGAACAUGGAUAUCCUUGGGAGGAGGAUCCUGCCAGUUUUAGAUUUUACACUGUGCACUAAAUUAGCUGGGGGGAUUUGUCCAGGUGUCGGUGUGCUUGAGAAACUACAGUAUGCCAGUUAUCUGAGUCAGCUAAAACGAAUGAAGGAGCAAGCACAAGUGAUUAACCAAACUAUUGCAGAGUUAGCCACCAUGCCCUAUCUACACGAAAUGAGUCAACAUGAAAUUGAAUUGCUGCAUUCAUUAAUGACCGAGGCUGUUGAUACUCUUGAAGGAAACAAGACCAGUGGAGAAUGUGUUUGGAGCAAAACUGAAAAGGUAGAAAUUUCAUCAUGA